This is a messenger RNA of Arabis nemorensis, 180 nucleotides long. NCBI's taxonomy places the organism in Eukaryota, Viridiplantae, Streptophyta, Magnoliopsida, Brassicales, Brassicaceae. The record is from the annotation of a GenBank genome assembly.
AUGUCUCAGUCUAGGAAGAGGAGAGAUGAUGAAGAUGUUUGUUUUGCUUGCUUCGAUGGUGGUACUCUUCCUCUCUGCGAUCACAUGGGUUGUCCAAAGGUGUAUCAUCCAGCUUGUUUUAAGCGUACUUAUGCAUUCUUCAGACCAAGAGCUAAAUGGAAUUGUGGUAAGUUAUUUUGA